AUGUAUAGUAAACAAUAUCUUUUAUUUACAAUACUAUUUGCUAUCGUUGUUUUAUCGGCAUUUGCCGAUCAAGAUCAACGAAAAAAUGAUGGUACUAUGAAUUCAAGGAAAAACGUAGGUUCUCAAGAUAAAGAUGAUGAUGAUGAUGAAGUGGAUGAUAUAUAUUCAAGAUUACCAGCCUAUGCAUAUGGUCGAUAUCCACCAUUUACUCCACCAGAAAUGACUUAUCGACCACGUUCACGUUGGCCACCAUUAGCAGUAGUUCCAUCUUCAUAUGAAUUUUUAAAGAAUCGAAAUAAUUGGUCUCGAAAUCUAAAUCCAAAUACUAUGCCACCAUCAUUACCAAUGAUGUCAUCGACUAAUAAUCCAAUGUUUACUGGUGGUUCAACAUGUAAUUCAUUAAUUGAUUCACAAUAUCCUAUUUUUUCGGAUAUGUGUGGUGCUGUACCACAAGCACGAUAUUCAUUACCAAAUUCAUUUGGUCAUUAUGAUCGUUGGCAAAUUGCACAUAUUUUAACAACUUUAAUAGGUUCAACAACAGAUUCAGUUUGUAUUCGUUCAUUACGUCAUUUAUUAUGUCCAAUGCUUUUUCAACCAUGUCGAGUACGAUAUGAACCUCCACUUGUUCUUCCAUGUCAACAUUUUUGUCGUGCUGUAAAAGUUCAAUGUGGAAUACCUGCUCUCGAUGUUAUACCUUGUGAUGCACUUCCACAUGCAUCGGAUGUUUGUCCAAAUAUUCAAAUAUAUGGUGCAUCUAUGCCUUCAGGAUCUCCUUCUGCUGUAAAUGAACCAUCAACAGAGAAUGCACCUCCACCAUCAGACUAUCAAACAGCAGGAUCACCUGCAUCUUUUUCAUCAAGACAAGGUUUUCCAUCAACAUUUAACUCAGGAAUGUCACCUUCAACUAUUUCAUCAAUGCAAACACCAUCACCUGUAAAUUUUUACAAUCGUCGACCAUAUACAAAUGAAGGUGUUGGUAAUGUUCCAUCUCGUUCAUAUACUAAUGAUUAUCGACAAGGAUCGAAAUUUACAUCAAUGACAUAUCCAUCAAUGAAAGCACAUCCUACAGUUGGAGUAUAUCCUUCAAGUGAAGUACGAUUUGCAAGUGGUUCAUUUCCAUCAGUUGUUAAAGUUUAG
Messenger RNA from Rotaria sordida, 1137 nucleotides. The record is from the annotation of a GenBank genome assembly. NCBI's taxonomy places the organism in Eukaryota, Metazoa, Rotifera, Eurotatoria, Philodinida, Philodinidae.